Messenger RNA from Aspergillus candidus, 1600 nucleotides. Its product is annotated as ankyrin repeat-containing domain protein. Lineage: Eukaryota; Fungi; Ascomycota; Eurotiomycetes; Eurotiales; Aspergillaceae. Gene Ontology annotation, molecular function: protein binding. The record is from RefSeq and is a predicted model, not a curated record. Bases 229 to 1431 code for a protein of 400 amino acids. The transcript has a single exon.
AAGCAAUACCAUGGUUCGACAAGGUAGAGCGGGGCUUUACUUACAAGGCUGUGGUUAUCGAGGGUGAAGCUUUCACAGUGAAUGCUACCAUACCUUAUAUACUAUUUUCCCUAUAUUAUGGUCUGACAAACCCAAAUAAAAAAAAAGGCACGACGAGCAUUUGCCAUAUGCUUCUGUACUGCCUAUCUGCCAGACGUUUGAGUUCUGAAACGCUCGAUAUAAGUGACGAUGUCCUUACUGCAAUUGCCCAGCGAAUUGAUACUACACAUCGUUGAUUUCCUUUACGCCGAAAGAGACAUUAAUGCCCUGGUACAAGGCAACAGACACCUCUACGACCUUUUAAACCCCUCCCUCUAUCGCCACAAUGUCCAACACCGACAAAGCUCAGCCCUAACCUGGGCCGCCGCCAAAGGGCAACUCCCAACUCUCGAGAAGCUCUUCGACGAAGGAGCGCAAAUCAUCACAACGCUACCAGUAUGCCCAGAAGAGAAGAACGACCUGCCAUCAAAGCAGCCCACCAUACGUCGAGACCACGAUUCUCAAAUCCCAGAUCACCCCAUCGUCCACGCAGCCCUCCACGGCCACGCGACAAUCGUCGAAGCUUUACUCCUCAGAGGCGCACAUCCAGACUGGACAGACCGCCGCAGUCAAACUCUGCUAAUGAUAGCCGCCAACAAGGGGCACGUGGCGGUAGUGCGAGUAUUAUUACAGCACGGAGCAGACCCGACACGACCUGAUGUCCUAAACGCGACCCCGAUUACCAUCGCCGCACUGCGAGGCCAUACCGCCGUCGUGGAGGCGCUGAUAGAGCACUUGGAGCAACACCACACGACUGUUAUGCCAGAUACACAAAACCAGGCAAUCGUCUACGCUGCGCUCAGCGGCCACACAACGCUCGUCCGGUUCCUGCUCGACCGCGGCAUCCCCGUUAACACCUCGGGACGCGUCAACUCGCACACACCGCUCUUCUACGCCGUGCGGCGGGGAGACGAGGCCUUGAUACGCUUGCUUCUGGAACGGGGCGCUAAUCCGCUGUACAUCCCCAGCGAGGGCAGCAAAUCGCCGUUGGUGUUUGCAGUUGGGUAUUGCGGUAAUGAGAUCGUCAGCCUGCUACUGGAACAAUGUGCGGAUCUGGGUACGGAGGGGAUUAAGGCGAUGCAUGCGGCUGUUAUUAGAAAUAAUGCGUGGCUGGUGGAGAGGCUCAUUGUGCGGGGUGUGGACCCUGCGUCUAAAGAUGAGCAUUUACAUCGACCUUUGAUAUCGUGGGCGGCGGACUUGGGGUGUUUGAACAUUGUUAGACUGUUUUUGGAAAAAGGGGCUGAUGCGAAGGCCUGUGAUCCUGGUGGUUUGAUGCCUGUGGAUUAUGCUUCUAAACGGGGGUAUACGGCAUUGGUUCAGUUGUUGGAGAAUUAUGUAUCGAUGAAGCCUUGAUGUUACUGGGUUCUUUCAAGCGCAGUUGGAUGUUAUGGGUCAUGGGGUUUGGAUAGGAUGUGGCGCUCAAGGGGAGAUCUAUUGGUAGUCUUUUUUCGGGUUGUAUUUAGUCGAGUCUUGAGUGAUACCUGCCUAGCAGUAUUGGAAAAGAAAAAAAAAGAAUUGCCAC